AUGGAAACCUUGGGUGCUUUCCUUGUUGAAGUUGGUAGAUGUUUAGCCAACACCGUGUUGUCACGGUUUGCCACCCUGAAAAAAUUCCAGAAAAACAUCCAAACUAUGAAGGAGGAACUACAAAAGCUCAUCUGCCGAGAAAAUGAUAUAACAGAAGAUAUUGAUUUAGCAAAGAUAGAAGGGAAGUACCCCCCAGGGCAAGUUAAGGAGUGGCUUAAAAAGGUUGACAAGAUCAAGCAUGAGGUUGAGGAGAUUGAACAAAAAGCUCGGCUACUAUUGGGGGCAGAUCCCCUUGAUGCUUCCAUUGGCCAGGGGUGUUUUCUUGACUCUAACAUGUGCCAGAGGUACCAGCUUAGCAAAAGUGCAGCAAAGAAGUGUGAUGAGGUGAAACAACUAAUCAAGGAAUCAUGUGAUCUUCCACCUAUGGAAGAUAGGAAACUAAGUGAUAUACGUGUUGAGCAUAUUCCAGCACCUUCUCUUGUUGGUCAGAAAGCACCAGAGAAGCUAAAUCAGCUUAUGGAAAUUUUGGCUGAUAAAGGAAUCACAAGGAUUGCUGUUUAUGGAAUGGGAGGUUCUGGGAAAACUACACUAGUAAAAACCUUGAACAAUCGUCUUGAGUCUUCUGCCUCAGAGUUCUUUGAUAUGGUCAUCUGGGUCCCCGUGUCAAAUGACCUCGAUAUGAAAAAGGUUCAAUCUCGAGUUGCUGAGAGACUGAAUUUAGCACUGAAUGCAGAAGAGAGCACAGAGCGAAGGGCUGGUAAACUACAUCGAGUAUUGAAGUCAGGAAAAAGGUUCCUGCUCAUUCUUGAUGAUGUUUGGGAGAAAAUUGAUCUGGACAUCGUGGGGAUACCACAAGGUGAUGACCAAGCAAAUUGUAAGAUCAUUUUGACAACUCGAUCACUUGGCGUGUGUAGGGAAAUGAUGACUGAUAAAGAAAUAAAGAUGGAACUUCUGAAUGAAGAAGAGGCUUGGAAUUUAUUUGCACAAAAUGCAGGAAACGUAGUAGAGUCGGAAGACAUAAAUCCUCUAGCAAGAGAAAUUGCUAGGGAAUGUGGUGGUUUACCUCUGGCAAUCGAGACGAUGGGGAAGUCCAUGAGGGACAAAACAAUGAUUCAGCUAUGGCAGAAUGCACUCUGGCAACUGAAGCAUUCAGAACCACAUUAUGGGAGCUUCGACAAGGUGUAUCUGCGAUUGAAAUUGAGUUAUAAUUCACUGCCAACCGAAGGAUUGAUCGGUGAACGUCAAACUUUAGAGGAGUCAUUCAACGAUGGGAUUGCAAAACUUGAAUAUUUGAAGGAUUCUUGCAUGUUAGAACAGGGUGAAGGUAUUGGCACUGUAAAGAUGCACAGUGUAUUGAGGGAAGUAGCCAUAUGGAUAUCCUCAAAUGAGAAAGAAACUGGGUUUUUCAGCAGUUCAUUGCAAGGAAUGCAAAAGCUUCGAACAUCCUUCAGAAGAGUUUCAUUUAUGAAUGAAUCUAUAACGAGUUUGCCAACUCGGUUGCUGGGGGCCUCAAACCUAACUGUGCUGUUCCUUCAAUGUAAUCCUCUAAAUAAAAUCCCCGACGGUUUCUUUCGAGAGGUUAGAGUACUAAAAUUCUUGAAUUUAAGUAGCACUCAAAUAACUUCCUUGCCUUCUUCUCUUCUUCAUCUAAGGGAGCUACACACUCUUCUCUUAAGAGACUGUCGUUCUCUAGAAAAUCUACCCCCACUUGGAGGUCUUUAUAAACUCCAAGUGCUUGAUCUCUGUGGCACUCGAAUAAGAGAACUUCCAAAAGAUAUGGGAAAGUUAAUUCAUCUGAGAGAUCUAAACUUGUCACACACACACCACUUAGAAAUCAUCAUGGAGGGAAGCUUAUCAGGAUUAUCUAGUCUUGAGGUCUUAGACAUGUCUUUCAGUGCUUAUAAGUGGGAUGUGAAACGCAAUGUAGAAGGAGCGGCAUUUGAUGAAUUAUUAUCAUUGCGUCAACUUUCAGUUCUUCAUAUAAGGCUAGACACAGUUGAUUGCGUUGCCUUGGACUACGCUGGUCCAUGGUUUGGGAGAUUGAAGGAGUACACCAUACGGAUUGGUACAAGGAGCUGCGAUACGAAUUUACCGACUCAACAUGAUGAGAAAAGAGUCAUCCUUAGAGGGGUUGACCUCCUGAAACGAGGCCUCGAGGAGCUACUGUGCAGUGCUAGUGCCCUGGACCUCGUCUCGUGCGGAGGUAUGAGUAGUUUGUCUGAUAUAGUUGCCAGAAAGAGUUCAUGUGGCCUGCCAAACUUGAAGUCACUCACCAUAUCAAAUUGUGGCUGCAUAACUAGUUUGUUAAUUGGCGAACAAAAUCUUAGGAGCACAUUAACAAAUCUGGAGCAUUUAACUCUCAGUCGCCUAGACAACUUAGCAACCAUGGUGGAUGGAAUAGUUCGCAGAGGAUGCCUUGGAAACUUAAAGACCAUUAAAGUGGUGGGAUGUGGGAGGCUAAAGAACCUCAUAUCCUUUGCUUUACUUCGGCUGGUUCAAAACAUUGAAGAAAUAAAGGUAAGUGACUGCAGGAGGAUGAAGCAAUUGAUCGCAGAAAAUUACUACGAAACGCUUCCAAAGCUGAAAACCAUAGAACUCAGGGAUAUGGAAACUUUGAGGACCGUUUGUUCAAGGGAAAUGGAAGGAUCAGCUUUGGAGAGGAUUGAGGUGAGCAAUUGCCCCAGGCUAGGGAAGCUUCCCUUCACAGCACACGAUGCGCUAACUAUUAAACAAAUUAGAGGAGAUUUAAAUUGGUGGAAUAGCCUUCGAUGGCGAAAGGAUGCAGAUAAGAUCAGCCUUCAGCAACGAUUCCAAGCAACAGAGGAUUAG
Prunus armeniaca (apricot) is the source of this 2829-nucleotide messenger RNA. Lineage: Eukaryota; Viridiplantae; Streptophyta; Magnoliopsida; Rosales; Rosaceae. The record is from the annotation of a GenBank genome assembly.